This is a messenger RNA of Mesorhabditis belari, 552 nucleotides long. The record is from the annotation of a GenBank genome assembly. NCBI's taxonomy places the organism in Eukaryota, Metazoa, Nematoda, Chromadorea, Rhabditida, Rhabditidae.
AUGACACCGUGUGAGAAGAUUAUUCAAACGGCCAUCGACGAGAAAGCUGAUUUUAUUGGUUUAUCUGAUUUAAUCAUCCAUCACUUGAUGAGAUGGUUCAUGUGGCAAAAGAAAUUAAUCGACGAGGUCAUUCAUUAUCUCGACGCAUCGAAGAGUGUUGUUGCUGGUUUCCUCGCCGAUAUCGAUGAUGAUUGUGCUGAUUGUUCGGAGAAGAACAUUACUGAGGGAUUGAAGGAAAGACGACAGGAAACCCUUCUUGGCAACUACGCGGAAAGUAUCCGAAAUCGGAUUUGCGGUUACCCCCGAAUCUUUAUUGACGCCGACGUGGGAUCGAGGCAAAGAAAGUCUUUUGAGGAUGCAAAAAGUUUGUUUAAGAAGAUGAUCACAGAGAAAUCGUUGCGGGCAAACGCGGUCAUCGCUUUCUACGAGUGUAAAUCCGAGGGUGAUAUAAAUGAUUUGUGGUUAUUUGAGAAUGGUGCCAAGAAAGAGAUCCUCUACGGACUUCGAUGUUCGAGCAAUCCGGUCGUGAACACGAUCAACCGCAUCUGUGCU